CACAGCACGCACCACUAUCUCCCAGAUUCUCUUCUCUCUCUCUCUCUCUCUCCACCGAGUCACUGACUCGUCAAGUACGGAAGCUCCGAUUCCGCCUCGAGUCCAACUCAAUUAGCUCGAUCGAAGAAGAUGUGUAGCACCUUCGCCGCCGCCGCAGACUCCUCCAUCUCCGGCGACGGUGACUCCCCCGCCGCCGGCGAGAUUAUGCUGUUCGGCGUUAGGGUGGUGGUGGACUCCAUGAGGAAAAGCGUCAGUAUGAACAAUCUGUCGCAGUACGUGCAUCCUCAAGAUGAAUCCAACAACAACAAAGACGCUGCCUUCUCCGCCACCGGUUACGCGUCCGCCGACGACGCCGCUCCUCACAACUCCGGCAAGAACCGCGAGCGCGAGCGCAAGCGAGGUGUUCCGUGGACGGAGGAAGAGCACAAGCUGUUCCUGGUUGGAUUGACUCGUCAAGUACGGAAGCUCCGAUUCCGCCUCGAGUCCAACUCAAUUAGCUCGAUCGAAGAAGAUGUGUAGCACCUUUGCCGCCGCCGCAGACUCUUCCAUCUCCGGCGACGGUGACUCCCCCACUGCCGUCAAGAUUAUGCUAUUCGGCAUUAGGGUGGUGGUGGACUCCAUGAGGAAAAGCGUCAGUAUGAACAAUCUGUCGCAGUACGUGCAUCCUCAAGAUGACUCCAACAA
Arachis ipaensis is the source of this 684-nucleotide messenger RNA. The record is from RefSeq and is a predicted model, not a curated record. NCBI's taxonomy places the organism in Eukaryota, Viridiplantae, Streptophyta, Magnoliopsida, Fabales, Fabaceae.